UUUUUUUUUAUUAUUAUCUUUUUUUUUUCUAUUUGCACACAAGUUUAUUAUUAUUAUUAUUAUCAAUAUGGUGGCUAUAGAAGUACCUUCAACGGCAAACAAACAACAAAAGGAAAAGAAAACGACAUUCAAGAAAACCAAUGUAUCCAAAAGCAAGGCGUACAACAAGAUCAAAAAACAGGAUAACCAAACUAGAACUACAGGCAUGGCCUUGUUACAAUCCUUGACAGCCAAGAAAGCAGCACAAGACGCUUUAAUAAAGGGAGCCAAGGCAGCGGUUCAUGUCUCUUUUGACGAUGAUGGUGAAGUGGAAGAAACAAACGAUAACAAACGAAAAUCACAAGAUGACGACGACAAUGACGAGAAAAAGAACAAUGGCAAGAAACCAAAGCAGAUCAAAGAAAAAAAGAAAAAGGGGACUCUUCAUCUUCAAGGACCAUCAGAUAAGAAACGUCAAGAAUCUUUAACUUACUUGAAAACAUUUGUAAAUGAUCGAUCUCAGUGGAAGUUCUCCAAAAUUCAACAAUCAUGGCUUUUACAACAUAUCUAUGACUCUGAAGCGAUACCAAAUGAAGAUUUUGAUCGACUUGUUUUAUAUCUAAAAGACUUGAUGGGAAUGAGUCGAGAGAAAACAUUGAAAGAAGCACAAGAUAUUUGUCAAGACACCAAAGCAUCAACACAGCCAGUAACAUCUACUACAGCAACUUAUCCUGGAUAUGACGACGAUGAUGAUUUCGAUGCGGAAAAGUUAUUGGCGUCAGCAUCAUAUGCAGCACCUGUGACAGAAGAGGUGAAUCAACCACAACAAACUGACUCUACGAAUUUGGUUGACAAUGUGAAAUUGGAACGGGCCAAGAUUGUAUUACGGACUUUAAUGUAGAUAUUCACUUUGUAUUUACCCAUAUAUUAUUAUAUACAUAUAAAAAACCUUCCUUUUCAUCAUUU
Messenger RNA from Halteromyces radiatus, 945 nucleotides. RefSeq lists its product as uncharacterized. The record is from RefSeq and is a predicted model, not a curated record. The coding region runs from base 68 to 880 and encodes 270 amino acids. NCBI's taxonomy places the organism in Eukaryota, Fungi, Mucoromycota, Mucoromycetes, Mucorales, Cunninghamellaceae. The transcript has 4 exons.